UGGCCUUCCCGUCUACAGCGCGCGGACUGGGAGGCUGAAGCGUGCUUGUCGUUCUCUCCCGGUGAAUAACAGGAGGCGGGAGAGGAGAAUCAAAAAGUGAACAACCGGAGUUGUAAUGACACCACGGAAUCUACACUAACGGCUCUUUCUCCGGACAACAUUUCACCGCCUGCCUGCCCUAAAGACUGUUCAAUCGGGGGAACCCAUGGAAGUGGAUCACGGCUUCGUUCGAAGGCGGCGAAUGACAGGCGAGCCAGGAGCAGGGGAACCCGGGGUAGCAACCGCCUCCACCGAAGCAGAGCUACGAUGGUUCGGCCCCAGAUUCAUGGGAGUUUCCGAUGGUUUCAUUGGGAGUUUGUCGCCUCGGAUAGGGGAGAGCGAACACACACAGACUGUACAGGUCCAUGGCCCCAUGGACAACACGGACAUUUCAGAACCGGACUAUGAGUGCUUGCCCCAGGGCGCCUCUACCAGCACCCACAUGUUAGCCGGGGCAGUCGCUGGCAUUAUGGAACACUGUCUCAUGUUUCCAGUAGACUGUGUGAAGACGCGUAUGCAGAGUCUGCGUCCAGACCCGGCGGCUCGCUACCGCAAUGUGCUGGAGGCGCUGGGGCGAAUCGUGCGCGAGGAGGGCCUGUAUCGGCCAAUCAGAGGGCUGAACGCCACGGCCAUCGGGGCUGGCCCCGCCCAUGCGCUCUACUUCGCCUGCUACGAGAAACUGAAACACAAACUCAGCCCCGGACAGAACAGCCACCUAGCCAACGGAACGGCAGGAUGUGUUGCCACAUUGCUUCACGAUGCAGCCAUGAACCCAGCGGAAGUGGUGAAGCAGCGUAUGCAGAUGUAUAAGUCUCCGUACAGGGGUGUGUGUGAGUGUGUGCGCUCGGUGUGGAUGCGAGAGGGUGUCGGAGCCUUCUACCGUAGCUACCCCACACAGCUCACCAUGAACGUCCCCUUCCAGGCGCUGCACUUUGUAUGCUACGAGUGGCUCCAAGAGCGCCUGAACCCCCACAGACUGUACCACCCGGGUUCGCACAUGAUCAGUGGCGCCCUGGCCGGGGCCAUCGCGGCCGCCGCCACCACCCCGCUGGACGUCUGCAAGACGCUGCUCAACACGCAGGAGUCCCUGGUGCUCAACACAAACACCGGCGCCACUCAUACACACGCGCACGGCCAAAUUACGGGCCUGGGCCAGGCCUUCCGCACGGUGUACCGAAUGGGCGGCGCCUCGGCCUACUUUAAAGGAGUACAGGCGCGCGUCAUCUACCAGAUGCCCUCCACCGCCAUCAGCUGGUCCGUCUACGAGUUCUUCAAGUACGCCAUCACCAAGCGGCAGAACGAGAAGCGCAGAGGAAACCAAUAGGAAACGCCGGUUAUUGUUAAGCCACGCCCCCUCUCCCCUUCAUUACAAGACCACACCAUCAUCGUUAUCAGCUGGUCCGUCUACGAGCUGAAAUGUCAUCAAUAAAAGACAGAGGCAGAAAGAGAAUCUCAGUUUAUUUCAAGACAACACCCCUCAAUGCUAGGCCACACCCUUCGUUUAAAGGCCACACCUCUAUUUGGACAGACCACCACCAGUAGAUUUCCGUUUUAGUGCCGGCCAUGAACUCGUGAGUUGAUGACCUGAAAUAUAUGAUUCACCACCAAGAGAGGGAGAGAGCAAGAAACGACGUAAACUACAACCUCACCAAAUGGCCUAACUCAGAGGUGGGAAACCGUAAAGUCCUCCAAGGGCUGUGCUGUGAACACAAACCAGGAUUUCUCCCUGCAUUUUAGGCCUAUAUUGAAGGUGGCCACCUUUACAACAGACCCCACCUUCACUAGGUCUCCUGAAAAUAUAACUUAAUUAUACUGCAAAUGUAAUUUCUGAGAUUGCUUUAAAAAACAUGUCGUACUUCAUGUGAAACUGCAUAGCAUUAAAAUUAGGUUCCCCACCCCUGGCCUAACUUAAUUACGGGCAGCCCAUAAGACACGCCCCUUCACCAAUAGACACACCCCUCUUCCUGUCAUCACGCCACUCUGCUGUCUACAGCUACCAAUGGUCAAAUGGCUCAUGGCAUGACCAGGAGGACUAAACCUAACGCCUCUCUCAGACUGCUCACUCUUCCCUAUCUCCUUCUCUUAUGUACACUUUCUUGUGCUCUCUCUCUCUCUCCUUUUGCUUACUAUAUAGUCUGCUGCCUCUAGUGGACACACUUUCUUUCUCUCUCUACUUAUUUCUCGUUCUCUCUUACUCUUUCUGUCUCUUUCUAAUCCUCUCUCCCUCUCAUCUUCCUUCACUCUCUCAUUCUCGUUUGUCCUUCCUUCUUGUCUUUCUCCCUCUUGUCUUCUUGUCUUUCUCCCUCUCGUCUUCAUCACCCCUUCUCACCUCUCCUCCCUCCUCCUCUCCCUCUCCAUCCCCUCCUCUCGUGUGGCCUGUAGUCUUAUAUGUAAAUAUGGGGGACUUGGAGGUCGUUAAAGAAACGCACACAAUUAAAAACCCUAAUGCCUGACCAACCAACCCCCUGCUAGACACACACACACACACACCCCAGGGAUGGUGAUGAUUUUUGUAAUGAGUGUUGUGGAUAGUGAAGGUGUAAUGUCGGCUGCUAACACUAGGGGGCUCUGCAGCCCUCUACAGGUUCAGCGCACUCUAAUAUGCGCACACAGGUGAAGUAGACGUGGCAGAAAUAUGAAUGAUGAUGAGGUGUGUGAAUUCCCCCAACUGGUCCUUAAUUGACCCCAAAUUGAUCCCUAAUUGACACCUAAUUGAUACCUACAAAAUAAUCCCUAAUUGAUGCUGUUAUUGAUGAAUGCUAGGCGUGGACAUUGAAUGAGAAUAUGGAGAGUUCUAUAAUUUAUUGAAACCUUGUUGUGGGGGGUAAAGAAUAUUUUUAUAGCAUCUAUAUUAUAUUAAUAGCCCCAACUACUGUGUGAAUCUUCAGGCUAUGUGAACAUACGCACACUUAAAACAGACACACAUGUUAUUCCAUUAUUGUUAGUGUUAACAGUUAUCUGUGUGUUGGAGCACAGAGUUAAUGUAGAUGAUCCUUACUGGAGCUGUUCUCUACAGAAGACUGCUAGGGCUGAAGAUAGAGACACAGGUGUGAGUGUGUGUGUGAGAGAGAGAGAGAGAGACUGUGUGUGUGUGUGUGUGUGUGUGUGUGUGUGUGUGUGUGUGUGUGUGUGUGUGUGUGUGUGUGUGUGUGUGUGUGUGUGUGUGUGUGUGUGUGUGUGUGUGUGUGUGUGUGUGUGUGUGAUUGCGAUUGCUUGUGAGAGAGUGCUGCAGGGUGGAGAGGAGAAGAGAAGCAUAGUGUCCCCCUGGAGGAGGGAGCUGGAGCUGCAGGCCCCAGAGAACUGGGGGAUUAUGGGAAAUGUAGUACGGAAGUGAUCAUGCAGGAAGAAGACUCACUGUAUCUACAGGGCCCAUCUGCUGUGUGUGUUCCUUCAAUAAAGACUGGACUACAUCACCUGA
Messenger RNA from Engraulis encrasicolus (European anchovy), 3457 nucleotides. It is a transcript of the gene slc25a28, whose product is annotated as solute carrier family 25 member 28. The transcript is spliced from 5 exons. Gene Ontology annotation, molecular function: ferrous iron transmembrane transporter activity. Gene Ontology annotation, biological process: iron import into the mitochondrion. NCBI's taxonomy places the organism in Eukaryota, Metazoa, Chordata, Actinopteri, Clupeiformes, Engraulidae. Gene Ontology annotation, cellular component: mitochondrial membrane. The record is from RefSeq and is a predicted model, not a curated record. The coding region runs from base 206 to 1363 and encodes 385 amino acids.